Molecule: messenger RNA, 405 nt
Organism: Adineta ricciae
Lineage: Eukaryota; Metazoa; Rotifera; Eurotatoria; Adinetida; Adinetidae
Source: the annotation of a GenBank genome assembly
AUGGUUUGGAUAUUUUUCUUCUUCGAAACCAACAAGCACAUUGAGCAAAGAAUAGACUAUCGGAAGAGUGUUCCACAGAUUUAUACUGUAGUCCUGUAUGUGUUUUCCAAAUGUAUCCUCAUAUAUGUACAAGCGCUUUUGAGUGGUACAACAGACGACGAAACAACUAGAAGAAAUUUACGAAUAGUGCAUACAUUUCAUUACUUAUUCGUAGCAAAAAUACCGCGGUAUCCAAAGCGUUGUUUAAAACAGCAAUAUUCUCAAAAUGGAAAGAUGACGAAACAGAUAUUAUCAACUCAAACAAUGCGAUUCGAUGUUGAGGGUGUUUACGAUAAUGACACAAAUGGUUACAUCCAACAUCAGAUAGAUAAAAGAAAUAUUUCUGCAUCGACAAAUUUAUACUAA